Molecule: messenger RNA, 859 nt
Organism: Cucurbita pepo subsp. pepo (vegetable marrow)
Lineage: Eukaryota; Viridiplantae; Streptophyta; Magnoliopsida; Cucurbitales; Cucurbitaceae
Gene: PSI-P
Product: photosystem I P subunit
Cellular component (GO): thylakoid; chloroplast thylakoid membrane
Source: RefSeq, a predicted model, not a curated record
AAUAAACCAACAACAAAUCUUCACUUUCCAUUCUAGAGGAAGCUCUUAGCUUGUUCUUCUGACAUUUUGAGUGGCAAUGGCUUCUUCUUCUUCCUCUACAUUCGCUCUCUCUUCCUCCUCCACCCUCCUCGACUCCAAGGCCCCUCGACAAUCCGCUUCGCCGUCAUCCACCGUGCCGCUCCCUACUCUCCCGUCACCGCCUCCUCCGUCGACCCAAAUCCGCUCUUGGAAAUCCACUGCCUAUUGUCGGAAGAUCGCUCGCAAUGUGAUGGCCAUGGCGACCGGAGAAGUCCCGGCUGAAGUAGCCACGGCGGAGAUGGCGGAACUGCCGGAAAUCAUCAAAAAAGUUCAAGAAGCUUGGGAUAAGGUUGACGAUAAGUAUGCAGUCAGCUCACUUGCAGUGUCUGGUUUUGUUGCCCUUUGGGCCUCCGCCGGCGUUGUCUCGGCAAUUGAUAGGCUUCCACUAAUUCCUGGACUGCUUGAGCUUGUGGGCAUUGGCUACACUGGGUGGUUUGCGUACAAGAAUCUGAUUUUCAGACCAGACAGGGAAGCUUUGUUGCAGAAACUAAGGGAAACUUACAAUGAGGUAAUAGGGAGCAGCUAAAGAAGAUGUGUUGGAAGAGGGAUUUAAUGCCGUGUGGCUAAUAAGAGUUCAAAUUAUGGUGUUCUUUUCAAGAAAAAUGAUCUUUAUUGCAGCUUGAUUGGCAAGUAUAUUUGCUGAAAAUGUAACUUCUUUCCCUCCUUUUCCCAUUUCUUUUGUAAUUGUUAGCUAAAUCAAUCCCAAUCUGUGUACUUUAUGCUUUUGUUACUCUUAAAAUACUCUUAACUUAUUGCAAUUCUAGACCAUGUUUGGAAGCUA